AUGACAGUCCGGACGCCGUCCAAGCCUGAUUCUCUCUCAGCCCUCACUUUUGCCCUAAUCACCUCUUUCCUCCCAGGCACCUCCGCCUCGCACGCCGACCUAUCUCAACUCCAAGCCUGGGCUCUCCGCGAACUCCGGAAUGAUGCGCAAGGCUCCACACGGCGAGAAUGGGAGGACGUACGCCGGACGCUCGAGGGCCUGAGGAGGAAAGCGGGGUUCAAGGUGCAAGAUGCGCUAGAGGGGGGGUUGGGGAAGGUGUUGAGGGUCUUGGAAAGUCAGAGGGGAGGUGGAGGGAGGGAGUGGGAUGAGGGGUUGCCUAUUACUGUAUCCAAUCUCGCUCAGCAUGUCCAGCUAUUGCUGAACCUCUCCACACCUCCCACGGCAGCAACUCACGACUUGGCCGAAUCAUACCUCAUCCGACAACCUCCUUCCGGUCCGACAGCAGACCAGAUCCUCUACGCCGAAAUCAUGUCUACCCCUUUCCGGGGGGAACACUGGGGCGCGAGUUACGACGAAGAGGUCCAUUCUGGCUGGUCAGAAUCUAGCGGAUCUUCCUCGCACGACGGAUCAUCGAGCGAUGAGGAGCAGGAGCAAGUAUGGACGCCGACGAGUGCGCGGGUGGCCAAGGCGAAACGAGGCACUGCGGAUCUAACGGCGAUGCGGCGGGGCUUGGAAGAGGAGGAGAGAGCGAGAGAGGCCAGGGCGAUAUUGGAAGAUCUGGGGGAGAGAUCGUAUUGGCGUAAGCCUGGUGUCGAGGUGGAGCCUGUCCCGGAAGGGGUGUAUGGGUGGAAGGAGAUGAGUACUGGCGUGUCAUCUUUCGCUCUCUCGGAGCGUAUCUUGACUACCGGGGGACGAGUCAAACUCAUCUCCGCUGCUCAACUCCAACGAGAGAUGCUCUUCGCCCUAUCUGGCCGCCCGAAUCUUUUGCUCAAUCUCUCCGACGCGGCGCCAUACUGCACAAUCAUUCCUGACCAUCCCAACACAAUCCACUACUCCCGCUCGGCUCUACACGGCAUCCUCCUCCGUCUUGAGGCCCGUUCAGCCCAACUCGCGCAACUGCGCACCGCCUCCCAAGCAGCGCCAACAAGCAAGACCCAUGCCGCUUUCAUUGAGUCCCUCCGGUCGGUCUUGCAGGGUAUAUCCACCUGGAUCUCCGAGCUGGAGAGCGAUCUCAUCCGCGGUUGCUGUCAAGCUCCCGGUUCGUCCUUUUCGGCUGCGGCGGCGGGGACUCCGAUCUCCCUCCUCCUGGCGUUUGAUACGGCUCAUGGAGAUAUACUGGACUACCUUACCUCGGCUCUUCCAUCUGUCGGUUUCUCUGUCCGGCUGACUAACACUCUCUACACGAUUUACACCUCCUCCCUCCCCUCAAAAACGGGAACAAGCCAGCGUCUUCUGGAUAUAUUCAUCGAUACCGCCGAGCCCCUCUGGCGGACGCUCGGCCGCUGGCUUCAGGAGGGUAUGCCCAUCCCCUCUACGCUCCUGGAGGAUGAGGUCUUAGGAAACGGGAUGGAGGAGCUGGAUGAUGAAAAGGCGUUUGACGAAGAGUUUUGGAUAAGGAGGGACAGGGACGUUUCGUGGGCUGAUGAGGAUUUUUGGGAGUGUGCUUGGGUCGUACAGGGCAGAGAAGGGGAUGGAGAUGGGGGUGGAGGAUGGCCGGUAUGGCUCGAAGAAGGUGUGCGGGGAAGGAUCAUAGAAGCCGGAAAGGCGAGGGGUCUGCUAAGGGGCUUAAAGACUGAAAGUGGUGGGACGGGGAGGGUAACGUGGAAGACGUUGAGAGAGGUGCUCCGGCCUUCAACAUCGGGAGUGAUAUCCUCGGUCGACGUGCAUUCGGACACCAAAGCGGCGGACAACGUCGACUCCGAGAUCGAUAUCCGCUCGACAAUCCUCACUGUCCUCAAACCCAUAUGCGACCUCGCCAUCGCCCAAAUGCGCUCGGUCCUGGAGGACGAAUGUGGGCUGAUGGCGCACCUAGAAGCUGUGGAGGGGACGAUGUACAUGCGGUCUUUUGGCGUGGUGGAUGAGUGGUCAGGAUGGCUUUAUGCGCAGGUGAGUGAAGGCCGCACAUGGGCAGACUUCCAGACUCUCUCGUCGACGUAUCGGGAGAUCAUCCGGAUUCAGGGUGAAACAUGGAUGAACGCGCCUGCCAUCAGGCUGUCUCUGGCUUCUCGACUGAAGGAUCAGACGGGAGUGGCGGCUAUUGGCCUCAUCAAGGUGGAUUAUCAGGUCCCGUUCCCCCUGUCGCAAUUGUUCUCGCCUACAUCGAUGGAACUGCGCGCCGAGGUAUUCACGUUUCUGCUGCAGUUUGGAUAUGCGCGUGAGGGCGUACGGAGGCUUCACUCGGACGCACUACGGGGCAAGGGACUAAGGGGGGCAGGGAGGGAGAUGAGGAGGGUAUUGGGGAUGAAGCAGCGGUUGAUCUGGGUGCUGGAUACGAUCUGGGUGUGGAUACGUGAUCGAGUCAUCGAGCCCCUGACUAGGGCGUAUCGUGCGCGUCUGGCGGAGACUAUGUCGCUAGGCGAGAUGAUCCAACUGGAACUCGCACAUACGCGCGCAAUCAGGAAAUACUGCUUCUUGCACGAUAGCACAUCAAUAAUCAACGGAUGUAUCCACGAUCUCCUCGAUCUGUCUCAGACACUGGUCGACUGUUUUCUCGCCGCCGAGGCGGAGGUCCGAUCGACAAGUCUGCUCCUGGUCCCCAAGACGCCGCAGUAUGUCACGGGUCGGUCUCGACGUCGACAGCGGCGCGCAGGCGCGGGUGCGGGACGGCGGAGGAUUGCUGUAGAGUCUGAUUCCGAUUCUGGCGCCGACGAUGAGGGCGGAGGGGGCGAGACGACAGGUCAGGAAGGGACCGUAUCCUUUUCUGGGCUGAGUCCGGGGAAGAGAGUGGAGAGGAUGGAAGAGAGGAUGGAGGAGGUGGUCCAGGUCUUUAAGGAUGGAGUGGAAGAUCUGACGCUGGGGGAAGGGGGCGGGACGGACGCAGCGGAGAGGGAGAUAUGGGGUAUGUUGUCGUUCGCGCUGGAAUAUUGGCAAGGACGGACACGGACAAUCAGCGACGACAUAGAUCUACCGGUAUAG
Dioszegia hungarica is the source of this 3075-nucleotide messenger RNA. Its product is annotated as Spc98 family-domain-containing protein. Gene Ontology annotation, cellular component: spindle pole; equatorial microtubule organizing center; centrosome. The coding region runs from base 1 to 3075 and encodes 1024 amino acids. NCBI's taxonomy places the organism in Eukaryota, Fungi, Basidiomycota, Tremellomycetes, Tremellales, Bulleribasidiaceae. The record is from RefSeq and is a predicted model, not a curated record. Gene Ontology annotation, molecular function: gamma-tubulin binding; microtubule minus-end binding. The transcript is spliced from 11 exons. Gene Ontology annotation, biological process: microtubule nucleation; meiotic cell cycle; mitotic cell cycle.